AUGCAUUCUGCAUUCUUUCGAAAAUUUAUCGAUUCUCCAGAUGAGAUACCCGCAAAAGCUGGAGCGGCCUUUGCAUAUGAGUGGGUUGAUGAGGUCGAUGAUGAUGGUUCUGGAUGGCAUAUCGUUGCUGAUAGUAAUAGGAAGAGUUCAAACAAAUUAUCGGAGGGCAUGUCAGAAUUACAAUCGUUGUUUGCCAGCAGUAAAACGAUCUCACGCGAUCUCAUCGAGUCAGCGUACAAACUUCGUCAGAAAUUAUUGUUCAGAGACUGCAUCAUCUAUAUUGCUGGUAAUGUGCACCAGACGACUGUUUUUCUGCACGAGAUCGAGAAUUCCAUUUUCAAACAGGCUCUGCAACAGGUGCUACUGACUGUACGGAACAAAUUCUUCGAAAGCCUUGUUGGAGCCCAAGAAGCAAUGCAUUUGACGGCGUCUGAUGAUAAUGUGCCACUGUUCAAGAUAACGAAGGAUGUUAGCAUGAAAGUAUCGGAACAUGGAAACUUUUCCCAGCCAGAAUUUUAUAGAAAACUGGUCAAUCGGGAAGAGAAGUUUGCCGAAAGCCUAGAGGAGGCGCUUUCCAGAAAUUUACAGCUGGAUAGUUCAGCCAUGGCAAGAGUUGGUGAUUACGAGGAUCAUUUUUUCUGCGGAAGUCUGAGCGACGAGGAACUACUAUGGGACACUACCGAAACCGACUGGUAG
Messenger RNA from Botrytis porri, 696 nucleotides. RefSeq lists its product as uncharacterized. NCBI's taxonomy places the organism in Eukaryota, Fungi, Ascomycota, Leotiomycetes, Helotiales, Sclerotiniaceae. The coding region runs from base 1 to 696 and encodes 231 amino acids. The record is from RefSeq and is a predicted model, not a curated record. The transcript has 5 exons.